AUGCACCUAUUGCUACUAGCACUAACCCUUGGCCAUGCACCAACUGCAGAGCCUUCUCGCGAAGUCGACGUCGCUAUCAUCGGCGGUGGCCUAUCCGGUCUCUCCACCGCUAAACAGCUCGCAACAGCCAACAAAUCUUUCGUCAUACUAGAAGCACGAGACCGAGUUGGUGGUCGUGUACUCAAUGCUAAUGUCACAGGAAAGGGCGCGCAGGAACUAGGCGCCGCAUACGUCGCACCAACCCAAGACCGCGUCCUUGCUCUGGCAGCCGAACUCGGUCUACCUACCUACAAGACAUACACAGUGGGAAACUCGACCUUCUAUCGAAACGGCACAGCACGCCAUUACCAAGACAGCCUGGGCGGUAUUCCUCCCGUAGGGAUAGGCUCCCUUGUCGAACUUGCAUCCUUCAUGAACGAAAUCAAUACUCUAGCAAGCAAAGUCGAUCUAGAAGCCCCGUGGAAUACCCCGAAUGCCACAGCUCUAGACUCAAUGACCCUAGAAACAUACGUCAAUUCUCGACUGUUCACGUCCGACUCUCGUGCACUCCUCGACGUUGCCAUCCCAGCCAUCCUAUCAACCGAGUUGAAAGAACCGUCUCUGCUAUACUCAUUGUGGUGUAUAGCCGCCGCCGGAAACGAGACAGGGCCUGGGACAAUCAACAGGCUGAUUGGAAUCGACGGAGGCGCACAGGAUAGUCGGGUGAGUGGUGGAACACAAUUACUCGCAACAUUACUCGCGGGGAGACUCGGCUCUCAAAACAUCUACCUCAACACACCCGUUCGCAAAGUCCAGCUCCAAUCUGAAUCCCACUAUCUAGUCUCAUCAGACAACCUCACUAUCUCAGCCCGACAUGUCGUCCUCGCCAUGUCUCCACCUUUGAUAAACCGCAUCACAUUUGAUCCCCUUCUCCCCGCCGGCCGGGAUCAAUUGAACCAGCGCAUGCCUAUGGGCGCACUCGGUAAAGCCAUCGCAGUCUUCCCAGACGCCUGGUGGCGUCGUGAGGGACUCAACGGCGCAGGUGUGAGUGACACCGGCUCUAUCCGGGUGACUUACGACAACUCACCGGCUGACGGAUCAUUCGGGGCGAUGAUGGGGUUCAUCGAGGCGGACGAGAUGCGUAAAUUGGAUUCUGCGAGUGAAGACGAGGUGAAAAGACAGGUCAAGCAGAGUUUUGCUAAUCUUUUUGGUGAUCGUGUGAAUACUGCUACAGAUGUUCUGAUUCAGAGGUGGGAUCUUGAGGAGUUCUCGCGUGGUGGUCCUAGUGCUUUCAUGCCGCCGGGGGUUUUGACGCAGUAUGGGUCGUAUUUGCGGGCUCCGGUUGGGAGGAUCCAUUUUGCUGGGACGGAGACUUCGCUAAGGUGGAUUGGGUAUAUGGAUGGGGCUAUUAGCUCGGGGGAACGGGUUGCUGGGGAGAUAUUGAAGAAUUGGUGA
Molecule: messenger RNA, 1434 nt
Organism: Penicillium coprophilum
Lineage: Eukaryota; Fungi; Ascomycota; Eurotiomycetes; Eurotiales; Aspergillaceae
Product: flavin monoamine oxidase family protein
Exons: 1
Coding region: 1-1434 (477 amino acids)
Molecular function (GO): oxidoreductase activity
Source: RefSeq, a predicted model, not a curated record